Messenger RNA from Megalops cyprinoides (Indo-Pacific tarpon), 2088 nucleotides. RefSeq names its product transmembrane protein 106B-like. NCBI's taxonomy places the organism in Eukaryota, Metazoa, Chordata, Actinopteri, Elopiformes, Megalopidae. The transcript has 8 exons. The record is from RefSeq and is a predicted model, not a curated record. The coding region runs from base 177 to 884 and encodes 235 amino acids.
UGCGCAAAAAAACUAGUUCUGCACAGAGCAGUGUUCUACGCCUCGCUGAGAAGAAAACGUGGUAGCAUGUGACAAGCAGCUGAAUUCUGAAUUUUAGAUACACUCAUGAUGAGAUUUCUGGCUUGGGAGAUGACGCCAUAAAGUAUUCACAGAAAGGUGAGAAGGAGGGUGUGGAGAUGGGGCUCUCUCUGGGGAGACACAACGAGGAUGAGGAGGCCAUCAUCCCGGAGGGCGGGAGGAAGGUGCUGCGGGCGGAGCAGAAUGGAGCGGGGGACACGCUGGACUGCCCCACCUGCCGGGGGACAGGGCGCAUCCCGCGAGGCCAGGAGAGCCAGCUGGUGGCGGUCAUCCCCUGUACUGACCAGAGGCUGAAGCCCCGACGCACGAAGCUGUACGUGUCCGUGUCAGUGACACUCUGCCUCCUUGCCAGCUCACUGGUCCUCUUCUUCCUCUUCCCCCGGAGUGUCCUGCUGUCACCUGUGGCGGUCAAGUCUGUCUACGUCUACUUCACUCCUGACACGGUCGAUAUGACCAUCACUAACGUCCUCAACAUCACCAACAACAACUUCGCCAUCGUCCAGGCCAGCGACCUCGGUGUCCAGGUGCUCUUCUAUGACACGGUCUUGGGCACAGUUGGGAUCACCAAUGUCACCACCGUCAAGCCACGCUCCGCGACAGCAUACACGUACGACAUUCCCAUCCAGAUCAGCGACAUGGGACUAAACUCUUACUGCAAGUCGACCGCCAUCAGGAUUCACACCUUGUUCCUGCACCUGCAAUUAACAAUGAAGGUGUACUACCUGUCUCACUCAGAGCAGCUGUCUCUGGACACCUUUGAGUACAUCGACUGUGGGACCAACACCACUGUUCCUCACUACUUUUGAACCCCCACCCCUGGGACUGGAAGCCAGUGGGAGAUUGUUGGGGGGGUUUUGCUGGGCAUGAAGGACACAAGCCCUAGGACACAAGCUUGAGCGGUGCCAAGGGCGAGGGCCUUAGCACUACCUACCACUCGGUCCCAAAUUCUGCUGACCCGCGAGCUGGACUCGAUCCCACGCCAGCAGAAGCCCGUUCCCGCGGUGAGAAAUUCUGUAAAAGGUACCGAGGUUGUGCUCCAAAGCAGGGUCCAAACCAAGGCCGCACCAUUAAACACACAUUUGAUUUUAGUGUCACAUUUUAUCAGCGUAGAGCUUCACUUAUGGAGGGCAAGGUUCCCUGUGUUAUGUGAACUGUCAGUUAGUCUUCUGCUUAGAGGUAGGAAAGCCCUGUAAUGAUUUUGCUGUCAGAUCACAUUUUUCCUGCAGCAUGACAUAGGGAAGUUCUGUAUUCUCAACCUCUCCAAGAUUCUUAAAGCUGUACAAAAUACACUGCAUGGAUAUUCGCUCAUUUACUGACUUAAAACUCUUUAAUGGGUGUCAUGAUGGGAACUCUAGCUAUGAUUAAAGCUGUUUAUUUCAGUUUUAAUCCUGCUGAACAUAAUUGACAAAAAUAUGUGUCGCCUUACCAACUGGUAUUGAUUUAAAUUAACACUUUAAUUGCUGUUCUUUAACUGAACUUGAUUAACUUGCACAGUCUCACUUAAAUCAAUGGGUACCAGAAGGAUAUUUUGGUUCAAAUCCACUUGCACUACUGAAUUUAUAGCAUAGAUAAUUAUGAUGCUUGUUUUACUUGCAAGCUACAUUAAGGUCCUUUCCAUAGAAAUGCUGUACAUUUUAAGGGCUUCACAGUUAAAAAUAAAAAUGAAUAGAUGUUGCUUUGGAAUUGUUGUUUAAGUCCUGACAUUUUUGGCAUAAAGAUGUGUUAAAAGUAUUCAGCUUUCGUUUUUCAGUUCAUCUGUUCUCUCUGCUGUAAACAGAUUUCGACCAGAUAUUUUUGGCAGAGGAAGAGACUGUGGUUAAAACCACUGGUUCUUCCAGUUGCAUGUUGUGAUUGUUUCCGGCUUCUGGCUGCCUGUUCUCUGUGGGCCUACUAACCACUAGGUGGCGACAGAGCUCUGUGUUUCCUGCUAUUGAAUUGUCAAUGGAGAAAGAGUAUGUUGUAAUUGGGUAUCAUGUAAGUUCAUGUUGUUCAAUAGCAGUAGCAGUAGGC